Messenger RNA from Fonticula alba, 3632 nucleotides. RefSeq lists its product as hypothetical. Bases 91 to 3495 code for a protein of 1134 amino acids. The record is from RefSeq and is a predicted model, not a curated record. The transcript is spliced from 4 exons. Lineage: Eukaryota; Rotosphaerida; Fonticulaceae.
CCCCGCUUUCUCUCUCCCCCCCUCCUUCUCCCCUUCUCCCCUUCUCCCCCUCUCUCCUUCCCCCUCUCCACUCCUGCCAAGCCAGGCAUCAUGCUUCGGCAGCACCCUGUGCCUCGGCCGGCUGGCAACCUCCCUUGCGCGUUGGAAUCCGUGGUGACGGCGCUAGGCACCGCGAUCCCCGAGGCCGAUAAUGAGUUCCUGCGCACGGUCUGCCGGCAUAUGACGGCGGCGGUGCUUGGCAUCGAGCCAUCCAAGGUGGACCUCCGCCCGGCCGCCCGGCGCGGGCCCCUGCCCGGGUGGAAUCCCCAGCGUCGGCUCCUCUGUCGGUGUGGCGUUUGCCACCGAGUGGCCAGCCGUGCGCGCGCCCUCCCCCCCAGCGGCCGGAUCCCCCGACAGCGGGACUUCCUCCGGCGAUGCGUUGUUCGAGAGCUUGGGCUGCUGGAAAAGCGCCCGGUCGAGCAACGCCCCGAGGAUCCCCCUCAACACACGCCGGAUGCCACUCCGAUGGCCAUUCCCUGUUCGGGGCGCCUGUUGAACCGGGUUUUUCUCCUUUCAUUGGGGAAAAUCAUCCGGCUGCUGGCGCGCCCGGAUGACCCGGGCGAUGGGGCCCCGCUCAUCUGUCGCACCGGUCUCGAGGGUGACAAUGCGUGUGGCCUGCUUCGCCGGGCAGCGGCCUUGCAGCAAACCCUCCCUGGGCCCGGGCCGGAUGUGGCCCUCGAGAGGCUGGUGACGCAGGCCCGCAAUCGAGCCCUUGGUCGGCUGAUCCGGCUCUUCCCCCUGCUGGACCCGGGGUACCUGCAUCAGGUACUGGCACAGGCGGCCCGGGAUCUGGAGCGCUCGGCCGACUUGACGCAUCUGGUUGGCCGGCAGUGGCACUUCCGGUCGUUGGUGAUUACCGCCGUGGACACCGUGCUGGACGCCCUGGCCAAGGACCAGAGGGAGCUGGAGCGCCGGGCCCGCCUCGCCGAGACCGGAGGCGUUGGGGCCGCCGGAGCCGGGGCGCCGGUUCCCCUGGCCCCGCUGCCUGGAUCUCGGCCGCUGCACAUCCAUGGCCAGUCGGCCGGGGACUUUGGUCGUGAGCUUCGUCGUCUGCUGGGGGAUUUUGUCGAGCGCCAGGCGGCCGCGGCUGCAGCCGGUGCCGAGGGCGGCCCCUUCCGGGCCCAGGCUCAAUGGCUCCCGCGGCCCGGGCUGCCCGGGUUCCUGGCCGGUCCGGCCCCGGGGGCGCGCCUGUCCAUUGUCGAUGUGGCCCUCACCGAGCACCGGCAUCACCGGCUGCUGGCCUUGCGGCCGCCAUUGGACCUGUUGGCUGCCUGUCGCGCGGCCAGGCCUCCGACCGGCGCCGGCCCCACCCCGGGGUCCCCCCCACCAUCGCACCUGUGCGCGCUGCCCCCACCCGGGCAUCUGAUCGAUGUGGCGCCCUGCCUCGGCGGGGGGGUCCAUUGCCUGGAUGAGGCAUUCACCGUGGCGUCGACCCUGCGCUUCCGAACGGCCGAGUACCUGAGCCAGGCACACGAGCUCCUGGCCUUGGAGUUCCCCUUCCUCAUGGGCAGCUCAAUCGGCCAUGCACUGACCAGCUUCCAGGGGGAUUAUGGCCUGGCAUUCAUUCACCUGACCAAUACGGUGACCACCGGGUCGCAUCGGUUUGCCGAGAAGUUCAUGUCUCUCUUCAACUCGACACAGCGGCGGCCAGCGCUGGAGGUGAUCGCCGGUGGCCCGGCUCCCAUGCCGACCGGCUUCCGGCGACUGACAUGGUGGGGCUUGCGUAGCCUGCUCCGAAGUGCGCCCGGCGGUCCGGCCGCCCCGCGGCCAGCACGCUACUUCGACCCGGAUCUCGUGCUGGAUGUGCUGAAGCUGCACGGCUGGAAGGCGGCGGCCCGGGCGACGGCCGAGGCCGAGGCCGCCGCGGCCGGGGCGGCCCCCGUCGGGCCGCCGGCCGAGUGCCAGUGCUGCUUCGGGGACUUCCCGGCCGGGGAGGUGGUCCGCUGCACCGGGCCAAGCCAGCAUGCUUUGUGUGUGUCCUGUGUGCGAUCGGCUGCCGGGCUGGCCCUGGACCGGCCACCGGGCAAUGGGCCUCUGGCAUUGGGAUGCUUUGCCGCCACGGCCGAGCCCCCAUGCGCCAGUGGCCAGAUCCGUCUGGAGGAUGUCAUUGGCCGGUGCCUGGCCCCGGAUGAGGGCCAGCGGUUCAUGGCGCGCGCUCUGUCCGGGGUUCUGCCCGCCACCCGGGCGUGCGGCCUGUGCGGCUACUUUGAGGAAGUGUCGGACCCGGGGCCGGGGCCACUGGGCCCGGAUCCCGAGGCCCAGCCGGCCGAAUUCCGUUUGGAGUAUCAGUCCUGGCGCGACCGCUGGCGGGCCAUGGUGGGCGUCUCACCUCCGGCCAACCCGAGCGCCGCCUGGCCACCGGGGCACUUUGAGCGUUUGGUGGUGUAUCGCGCCCUGCUCGGCCGGCUGAUCCUGCUGCUGGCUGCGAGCAUGCCGGUCCUGCUGCUGCUCGGGCUGCUGCUGACCAAUGAUUCGCGGUCUCUCCUCUUCUGGGCGGUCUUGCUUGUGGCGCCGGUGGUCUUCCUCCUGGACGGUCGCAUCACUGGGCCCGCGCCGCCGCCCGGUGCCGGGCUCCUGGCGGCCGCGCACCAUGGGGCCCGGCUGGGGUCCGGCAUUUUGCUGCUUCUGGGCUUCAGCCAGCCGCUGGUCGAUCUGACCUUCCUGCCGGCCAGGCGCAUCGAUGUGGCCGUUCGGCAGCUGGUGGCGCGAGACAUCGGGCCAGCUCCACGGGCCGGGGACUUCGCCGGGUUCCCCACGCGCGGCUCUUCCGGCAGCGAGCCCUUUAUCUGCCGGAAUAUUCACUGCCUGGCGGCCACAUGUGCCGGUUGCGGGGAGCCGGCGCAUGGCGGGCUGCCCUGCCGCUCGGCCGGGACCUUGGCGGCGCAGGUGGUCGCGGCAGCCGCGGCGGCCGAGAUGGCCUCGGCGUCUGCCUCGCCGGCGGCCGGCGGCUCGGUGGAUCUUCGCCACCCGCCGGCCCGGCCGGAUGCCGGGUCCCUGGACCAGCUGCGCCUGUUCGUUGAGAGCAUCUUCUCGGCGACCCUGAUUCGAACAUGCCCUCGAUGUCAGAGCCCCUUCGUCAAGGAGCAGGGCUGCAACGAGAUGACCUGCCCCAUCUGCGGGACCAAGAGCUGCUACCUGUGCCGGCAGCCGGUGGCUGCCGGGCACUUUUGCCGGCACUUGUUGGAACCCGGGCAAGAUUGCCCAGCCUGCGACCGGUGUCGGCUGUAUAUCAGUGAGGAGCGCCAUGUGUUGCGGCACUUCCAUGUGCCGACCUCCUCGUCGCCCCUCUUGCGCGGGCUGGAUAUCGACUUCCCGGAGGCCGGUCAGCCGCUGGUGCGCCUGGCCGUCGGCUACGCGGCCGUGGAGGCCUUCCUGGAGCGCUUCCCAGCGACGGCGGCCCUGCUGGAGGGAAGUGGCCCCGGGCGGGAGCUGCUCUUGGCACUGCUAUUUGGCUGAAAGGCAGCAGCCCCGGGGUACCGUGGGAGGCCUGGCGCGGCCGAUGCCCGGUCCCCAUGGCGGGUGUUUGUUGGCUGCGGCCCCUGCGUUUCCGGAUAUUUGAUGUACGCGAGUGAAAAAUAAAAAAAGAAGCAGAA